AAGGUUCACUUCAGUUCGAAGACAAAUGGGAUUUCAUGCGCCCAAUUGUUCUGAAACUUCUUCGUCAGGAGUCUGUCACAAAACAGCAAUGGUUCGAUCUGUUUUCAGAUGUACAUGCAGUUUGCUUGUGGGAUGAUAAAGGUCCAGCUAAAAUCCAUCAGGCUCUGAAGGAAGACAUCCUUGAUUUUAUUAAACAGGCACAAGCAAGAGUGCUGAGUCAUCAAGACGACACAGCUUUGCUAAAAGCAUAUAUAGUGGAGUGGCGCAAGUUCUUCACGCAGUGUGAUAUUUUGCCCAAGCCAUUUUGUCAAUUAGAGAUUACUUUAAUGGGCAAGCAGGGCAGCAACAAGAAGUCUAAUGUAGAAGACAGUAUUGUUCGAAAGCUCAUGCUAGACACGUGGAAUGAAUCCAUAUUUUCCAAUAUAAAAAACAGACUUCAGGACAGUGCAAUGAAGCUAGUUCAUGCGGAAAGACUAGGAGAAGCUUUUGACUCUCAGCUCGUUAUUGGAGUUCGGGAAUCAUAUGUUAACCUUUGUUCUAAUCCUGAAGAUAAACUUCAGAUAUAUCGGGAUAACUUUGAAAAGGCAUAUUUGGAUUCAACAGAGAGAUUUUAUAGAACUCAGGCUCCUUCUUAUUUACAACAAAAUGGUGUACAGAAUUAUAUGAAAUAUGCAGAUGCUAAACUAAAGGAAGAAGAGAAAAGAGCACUACGAUAUUUAGAAACAAGACGUGAAUGUAACUCUGUAGAAGCACUAAUGGAGUGCUGCGUCAAUGCCCUGGUGACGUCUUUUAAAGAGACUAUUUUAGCCGAAUGCCAAGGCAUGAUCAAACGAAAUGAAACAGAAAAGUUGCAUUUAAUGUUUUCACUGAUGGAUAAAGUUCCGAAUGGCAUAGAGCCUAUGUUGAAGGACUUGGAAGAACACAUUGUUAGUGCUGGACUUGCAGACAUGGUAGCAGCUGCUGAAACUAUUACUACUGAUUCUGAGAAAUAUGUAGAGCAAUUGCUCACACUGUUUAAUCGGUUUAGUAAGUUGGUUAAAGAAGCUUUUCAAGAUGAUCCAAGAUUUCUUACUGCAAGAGAUAAGGCAUACAAAGCAGUUGUGAAUGAUGCUACAAUAUUUAAACUUGAAUUGCCAUUGAAGCAAAAGGGUGUUGGAUUGAAAACACAGCCUGAAUCCAAAUGCCCUGAGCUUCUUGCUAAUUACUGUGACAUGUUGCUAAGAAAAACACCACUAAGCAAAAAACUAACCUCUGAAGAAAUUGAAGCAAAGCUUAAGGAAGUGCUUUUGGUACUUAAAUAUGUACAGAAUAAAGAUGUUUUCAUGCGAUAUCACAAAGCUCACUUAACGAGACGUCUGAUAUUAGAUAUAUCAGCUGAUAGCGAAAUUGAGGAGAAUAUGGUGGAAUGGCUCAGAGAAGUGGGAAUGCCAGCAGACUAUGUAAACAAGCUGGCUAGAAUGUUCCAGGAUAUCAAAGUCUCUGAAGACUUGAACCAGGCCUUCAAAGAAAUGCACAAAAAUAAUAAACUUGCUUUACCAGCUGACUCUGUGAAUAUUAAAAUUUUAAAUGCUGGAGCCUGGUCCCGAAGUUCUGAAAAAGUGUUUGUGUCACUGCCCACGGAAUUAGAAGAUCUCAUCCCAGAAGUUGAAGAAUUUUAUAAAAAGAAUCACAGUGGUAGAAAACUCCACUGGCACCACCUCAUGUCCAACGGAAUUAUCACAUUUAAGAACGAGGUUGGCCAGUAUGACUUGGAGGUGACAACAUUUCAGCUAGCUGUGCUGUUUGCGUGGAACCAAAGACCCAGAGAGAAGAUCAGCUUUGAAAAUCUUAAACUGGCAACUGAACUCCCUGAUGCAGAACUUAGGAGGACUUUAUGGUCUCUUGUAGCAUUUCCAAAGCUGAAACGUCAGGUUUUAUUAUAUGAACCUCAAGUCAAUUCACCCAAAGACUUUACAGAAGGAACCCUCUUCUCGGUGAACCAGGAGUUCAGUUUAAUAAAAAACGCUAAAGUUCAGAAAAGGGGCAAGAUAAAUUUGAUUGGUCGAUUGCAACUUACCACAGAGAGAAUGCGGGAAGAGGAAAAUGAAGGAAUAGUCCAGCUAAGAAUAUUACGAACCCAGGAGGCUAUCAUCCAAAUAAUGAAAAUGCGGAAGAAAAUUACUAAUGCCCAGCUGCAGACUGAACUGGUAGAAAUAUUGAAAAACAUGUUCUUGCCACAAAAGAAAAUGAUAAAAGAGCAAAUUGAAUGGCUUAUAGAGCACAAAUAUAUCAGAAGAGAUGAGUCGGAUAUCAACACCUUCAUAUACAUGGCAUAACUGGAGGACUCUGCAGGAUGCUGAGGACAGACAUGGGAAGGUGCUUGGACAGACAGCUGCAACAGUUUGUGCUGCAGAAGAACUUGUUUUGACUUUCGUUACUUAUUAAAAUCCCUGCCUUACCUUACAGAGGACUAUAUUUUGCCAAUCUCAUUCAGCUAGCAUGAUGGCAUUCCCUUCAUGUUGCACACUUUUAACAGCAUGCUGUUUUGUGGGAAACUUGCAUUCAUGAAGAGCCCAUUGUGAACUUUUCAAAGUAGAUUUGAUUUAUACCCACCAGGAAGAAUACAGGUUUGGGUUUUUAGAUGACCAGUACUUGCACAAGGAAAAAAUAUUCAAAUAUUCAUGCACUGAGGAACUGCUAUUAGUUUUGUUUUGGGUUUGUUGUUUUGGUUUUCUUUUUUUUUGUUUUGCUUGG
This is a messenger RNA of Acanthisitta chloris (rifleman), 2733 nucleotides long. RefSeq names its product cullin 5 (gene CUL5). Gene Ontology annotation, cellular component: SCF ubiquitin ligase complex; Cul5-RING ubiquitin ligase complex. Bases 36 to 2315 code for a protein of 759 amino acids. Gene Ontology annotation, molecular function: ubiquitin protein ligase binding. The transcript has 18 exons. The record is from RefSeq and is a predicted model, not a curated record. Gene Ontology annotation, biological process: SCF-dependent proteasomal ubiquitin-dependent protein catabolic process; protein ubiquitination. Lineage: Eukaryota; Metazoa; Chordata; Aves; Passeriformes; Acanthisittidae.